AUGACAGAUAACGUGUCAAAGAAUAAAGUUCAUUUAAAAAAUGUAUUUAAAUGCACAGACAAGAAAAUAAAAAUAUUUAAGUAUUAUUUAAAGAGCAAGUUAAAAGUGAAAUCCUAUACACUGGGAGAAUUUUCCCUUAUGCAUGAUGAGAAAUUUAGGAAAAUAUUUUUAUCUAACAUAUUAAAAGAUCAUGUAAUAGCAAAAAAGAAAAAAGAUAAGCUGUUUCUUAUAAAUGAAAUAGUCAUAGAUAAAACAUUUUUUCAAGAUGAUUUUUACUUUCAAUAUUUUUUAGAAAAUGUAUUAUUAUUAGAAGACUUACUUUUGAAAAAGCUAGAAAACAAUUUAAGGGAAGAUUUUUUUUUUAAGGAAAAAAACUACUCCAUAUGUAAUUGGAAGCAAUGUUAUAGUCAUAUAAAGAAAAAAUUAAAUGAAAAAGGAAUAGACAAAAAAAGCAAAAUAUAUAAAAAUUCUGUUCUAUUAUUCAAUUCUACCAAAUUUUCGUAUGAAGACAAAAAUUGUUGUGAUUUCUUUUAUAGUUUAAAAGUGUGGGAUAUAUUUUUCAAUUAUGUAUCUUUUGAUUUCUUAAAUUAUUUAUUGUCUAAUACACUUAUAUUCAUAUCCGAUUUUUUUUUUAUUAACUCGUAUGAAAGAUCGACUGUUCAAAAUUCCUUUUGCAUAAUUAUCAGUCAUAUUGAAUUAAAAUAUGAAGACAGUAAAGAAAUAGAACACAGAUUAUUUUCUAAAAAGAGAAAGCUAUUUUACAAUACCAAACAAGUAAAAAUAAUUUAUGAAAAAGGGAAUAAGAGACAAAGGAAACAUGAACAGAAGAUAAUUAAAAAAUAUUCUAUAAAAGAUUAUGCAAUGAAAGAGGAGCAAAAAUAUGAAGGGGAACAACAACAACAACAACAACAAGCAGACUGGACAAGAAAUGUAAUAGUAAUAAAGAAGGAUUUGGCAGUAGAUAAAAAUAAGGAAAGGAUGAACAGAAAUACAAUUAUAAACCUAUGUACAGUUAAGCGAGAGAAGGAAAAUAUAUAUGAGCAGGUAAGUAAUGAGGGUAAGGAGUAUGAUAUAAACAUUUGUGAACACAAAAAGUGUAAGGUGAAAUUUAAUGGAGGGAAGUAUUGGGAGAAUUAUGGGGAGAACCAUGAGGAGAAGUUUGAGGAGAAGUACAAGACGAAAUAUGAGGAGCAGCAUGAAAUGAAGUUUCAGGAGAAGUAUGAACCGAUGUAUGGGACGAAGUGUGAUACUCAGUUAAGUGAGCUGUGUGAUGGGAUAAAAAGCGAAUUAAAAAAAGGAGAGAAUGAAAACAUGCAGGAAAUUUUAAUGAAGGAGAAGCAAAAGGAAAAAGAAGAAAUUAUGAAUACACACCAUUUUAUGCGGCUUAUGGGAAAAAGAAGAAUAGAAGAUACUGUUGGAGAAACAAAGACCUAUGGAAUAGUUAAGAAAAGAAAGGUUUUUAAUCAGAACAAUUUUGAAAAAAACGAAAGAAAAAUUGAACCACAAAAUGUUUCAGAAAGAAAUACAUACGAGAGAAAUAGUGUAGCAAUAAACUUAAGGUUAAAGAAAAAAUAUAAAUAUUUAUUUAAAAGGAGGAAAGAAGGUUUUACCGCUAGUCACUGCCAUUCGUGCGAGAAGUACUUGUAUUUAAUUCAAUGUAGUGGUAGGAUUUUAAAGAAUGAAUUUCUAAAAGAGAUGAAAGAAAUGCAAAAGGAGGAGGAUGAUAAAGGAUGUAGGGGAGAAGCAAGGCAAAGCGAAAUGAACAAAGUAACGGAGGUGGAGGAAUGCAAGAGUGAAUCUUGGAAGAGAGGAAUGAGCAGAGUAGUAGAGAUGGAAGAAUGUAGGAGUGAGGCUGGGCAAAGAGGAAUGAACAGAGUAGUAGAGAUGGAAGAAUGUAGGAGUGAGGCUGGGCAAAGAGGAAUGAACAGAGUAGUAGAGAUGGAAGAAUGUAGGAGUGAGGAUGGUCAAAGAGGAAUGAACAUAGUAGUAGAGAUGGAAGAAUGUAGGAGUGAGGAUGGGCAAAGAGGAAUGAACAGAGUAGUAGAGAUGAAAGAAUGUAGGAAUGAAUCAGGGCAGAGGGGAACAAGCAGAGUAGAAGAGAUGGAGGAAAGUGGGGAAGAAGCAGGGAAACAAGAAAUGAGCAGAGUAGCGGAGGAGGAACAGAGUAGCAGUGAAUCGGCGUGGGUGGAAGGCGAAAAAAGUAAAAGCAGUACAAAAUUAAAGGAGAUAAAUACGAAUAACUUACUGGAGAUAGACUUAUUUUUUGAGUCUGAAAAAAAAGAAGGGGAAGAGUUUAGUAAUAAUAAUAGUAAGAUGAAAUAUUCUUCUAAUGAGGAAAAACAAGUUAGCGAAAAAAAAAAGUGGAAUAAAAUAAUAAUAAAUAGAAAUAAUAUUCUGCAGCAUAAUACAACUAAUAAAUAUAAAAACUUUCUAUUUAAUAAAUGGAUAAUUUUUGACAAAAUAGAAAAUACGUCUUUAUUUAUAUAUCAUUUAUUGAACUAUAUUUUUAAGUCAGAUCAGAAAUAUUUUUUUCAUAAUAAUUUUAUAGACGAAUAUAAACAAAAAAUUUCGAAACAAAGAAAAUGCAACACAAAGAAAAAUGAUAUAUCUUUUAUUAUACUGAAGAAGGAAAAUCAGUCACCUGGUAUAAGAGAAAAUAAAAAAAAUAAUAAAAUAUCUUCACGUUUGAAAAAAACAAAAAUCCUCAAGUAUGUGUAUUACCAUUUUGAAGAAUUUAUAAAUAACGUAAGGAGUACAAAUUUUGAAAAAAUAUACAAUAAAUUUUUUCCAAAAAAUAAAAUAAACAAUAAAAUAGUCAAAAUUUUUAAGACAAUAAAAUCAUUAAUUAUAAAAAAAUAUCGUAUUAUAAAUAUUAGAAAAAAUCGGAAAUUUUUAAAGCAAAAAACGUAUGAUUUUUUUUUUAAAAAUUAUAAUUUUCUUUCUUUUUCUUUUAAAACUUAUCAUGUGAUAGACUUUGUUGUAUUUAUUACUAAAAAAUGUGUACCUGUUAAGUUACUAGGCAAUAGGCAUAAUUUCAAAAUUUUUUUAAAAAAUGUUAAAAAUUUUUUAUUAUUUAAUUAUAAGGAGAGUUUUUCUAUGGAUCAGGUUAUGAAAAACAUAAAAGUUAAAAAUAUUUUCCAGAAGGAAUUAAAUAAAGGUAAUUGUAAUAUUAAGAAGUCGAGGGCAAAAUUACAAAUUAGGAGAGAUACACAUAUGGGAAUCUCAUUAACAAAUGAUUCUGAAAAUGCAUCAAAUGGAAAGGAUGAUAUAGAAAACGAUAGAAUGGAUUUAAAAAAAAAAAAAAAAAAAGACACAUUAAUUAAAUUUUGCUUGAAUAAAAAUUAUCUUUUCGAAAAACUAAAAAGAAAAUAUAAGGUUAGCAAAUAUAAAAAAAUUAAUAUUGCAAUUCAAAAAAGACAUCUUAUGAACAGAUUAAUAUAUUUUCUCUUUAAUUAUUUUAUUAUGCCUUUAAUUCGGAAAUUUUUUUUCCUGACCAAGUCAGAACAUACCAUUUAUAAAACGAUCUUUUUUGAUAGAAAAAUAUGGAACUAUUUUACGAAAAUUUCGAAUUUUUGUUUGUAUCAUCAAACUUUUACAAGUAAAAAAUUGAAAAAAAAAAAGGAGAAAAUCGAAUAUGCGGGGGAGGUUCAGAUGAAUAUACAAAAAAGGAGAACAAAUAAAUUGAAUAGGCGAAAAAAGAAAAGUUGUAAUAAAUUCGCCAGAAAGUUAUCACGUAACAAGACAAUAAGAGAGAAGGUGAAAAAAUGUACUCCUUAUGACGCAGUAAGUAUCAGGGGGGAAAUUUCACAAUGGAACGAUCUGCAUAAUAGAAAGGUUGACGAAAAAAAAUGCAUUGGACGAUACUCUGCACUAAUGGGCUUAUGCCAUGUAGCAGACCACCCACGAGACAGAGCAAACAGAGUGAAAGAAGCGAACGGAAUAAAAGAACCAACAAACUUUGUUAAGCCAAAAAAAUUAUACAAGUGCAUAGAUGAUUUAUACAAGAUAAAAGAGCUUAAUAAGAAAAAGGUUAAACCUUAUUUAAACAAGUUUUACUACAAAAUGAGAAAGAAAUAUUUCUCAAUAAGGAAAAAAUAUAUUGCAAAAAAGGCGAAAUUGAUGCCUAGCUCGAUAAUACACUUCACUACUUAUAUUAAUUUUUUGAACGACAAGGAGCAACUUUUGAGGUACGUAAGUAAAAGGUUUUUUAAACAAAAGAAAGUGAACUAUGUUAGAAUGUUUUACAAAUUGGCUAAAAAGGUAAGAAAGAAAAUUUGUAAUAUUAGUGGUAAUGGAAGCGAUAUUAGAAGCGGCAUUGGAAGAAAUAGUGCUAUCAGCAAUGGCAGUAGGAGUGGCAAUGGCAAUAGGAGUGGCAAUGGUUGUAGUAGUAGCAAUGGUUGUAGUAGUAGCAGUUGCCUGCACGGUAAUAAUAAGCUGAAGCGUAAAAGACGCAGCUGCAGUGAUGGGGCUAGCGGACUGAGAACAAAUAAAAGGAAAAAUUCACUUCUCGUUGUUGAUGCUAACACGCUGUUUAAUUUAAAAAAAAAUAAUGGCAAAAUGGUAUCCGAGAUAAAGUGCAUUAACGAAUCAAGUGAUACCUACAAACAUAAUGAUAAAAUCAAGAAAAAAAUAUACAUUUAUAAGUUAAAAAAUAUGAUAGAGAAACGAAAUUUUUACAUUAAAUUUAAUUCAAUUAAUAACUUUUUUUCAAAAAAAUUAAGAAUAAAUUGGGUGCCAAAAAAGAAGAAAGGACUAAGACCUCUUAUCAAUCUUUCCACUUUAAACAUUCCUGAAUGUGUAAAAAAUCGAAUUAGAGAAAUUUUGAAAAAUAGGAAAAGUAGUGAAUUUUAUUUUCAUAACAUUCUGAAUAAUUUAGAAAGAGAAAAGGAAAAAAAUGUAAAAAAUAGAAAAAAAUAUAAUCGAAAAAAUUAUAAUCCUUUAUCUAUAAAUAAUAUUUGUAAUUUUUCCUUAAAAUGUUUAGGUAAUGUAAGACAUAAUAAUAAUAAUUCAUUAUUUAAAAAUACCUUAACAAAAACGAAUGAAAUAGAAGUAAAGUUAAAAUUGUGGCUACAUUAUAUAAAGAAUUAUUUUUAUCAUAAGAAGAAAAAUAAAAAGUUUAUAAAAAACAAAUUAAAAAAUAAAAAAAAGGUAUAUGCAUACAUAUGUGUCGGAGAUUUUUCGAAUUGUUAUGAACAUAUCAAUCAUAAUUAUUUAUUUAAAAUUUUAAAAGAUUUUUUACAAGAUAUUUCUAAUUUUGAAUUUAUAUAUUUAUUUAAAAGAUCCUUUCGUUUAUAUAAUUCUCAUUUAAAUAAUUCCCUACUAACUUAUUAUCCUGUUAAUGUAAAAAGUUUUGGUCUACAUUAUAUUAGAAACUUAAGAGAAUUAAUCAUCAAAUCGAAUACACAUUACUUCCAUAAUUUUUUACUCAAACAAUUAUUUAAAAGUACUUCGGCAUCUGACUUUUAUAUUUUUGCUGAUUCGUAUAAAAGUGUCCUAGUAGAAAAGAGGGAUAUAUUCAUGACUAUUAUAACCAUCAUUAGGUAUUAUUACCUUAAUAUAUAUUUUAGCAUAAAAGAAAUAAAACUCAAAAGAAACAAUAUAUUUUAUUUUCAAAUAUUUAAAGAGGAUAAAAACAAAGACAACCACCUAAAUAUCUCUAACUUAAUAGAAAUGCAAAAGAUUAGGAAAUUCUACGUACAGAUAAGCCCAAAGGAGGUAAAGCAGCAAAUAGGGCAGAUACAUGUACCAAACGGUGUAGAGAGGACAAAACAAGCUGGUGAAUUGACAAAAAUUGAUAGAGAACUAUGCGAAGAGCUCAACAUAUAUACUGCUUCUUCUACAUCCUUUGUACCCACGGCUAUGGGGGGAAGGAAAACCAAUGCGAAUGAAAUGAAUUCAUUCUGCUUAACCAAAACGGAAGAUACGUAUGUAUGUAGGAUUUGUAAAGGUAUAGACAACAGAAAAGAUAGUGAUAGAAUAAACGAUGCAGACAGUCAUAGUGAUAGUAAGGCUAACACCACUUUGUUAGAAAAGUAUAAAAGGGAGAACAAUGACAACUGUGUGCCAUUUUGUAGUAAUAAAGAUUUUUAUACCUUAGAUAAAACAGAAGAGACUAAUAAAACAUAUUCACAUAAAAAUUUAACCUUUUUAGAUAAAAAAAUUAUCAGCAAUAUAUGUGGGUUGCCACAGGGAUUUAGUUUGUCUAAUAUUUUGUGUUCCCUAUAUUAUGCAUAUUUAGAUAAAAAUGAUGAAUUUCAAAAUAUACUACAUUCAGAUAAACAGAAAUAUAAUAGAUCUUAUUUAUGUAGGAGAAUGGAAAUGUGUGGUUAUGAAAAUUUGAAUUCUCUUCUAAUUAGAUUUAUAGACGAUUUUUUAUUUAUUACACUUAAUAAAAAUCAUAUGAAGAAUUUUAAAAACUUGUUACUGAAAAAAAAAAUUUGGGGAAGGAAUAUCAAUUCUUCAAAAACGAAGAUUUUCAAAUUUCCAUUAAUUUAUAAAAAUGAAUUACUAACGUAUGACAUGGGUACAGAACAGGAGAAAAAUAAAAGAGCUAUAAAAAUAGAAAAGAAAAAAAAAAAAAAAAGAGAAAAAAAAGCAGAAGAAAAAAUAGAAAAAAUAAAAGAAACAAAUUUCACUUGGGUUUCAUCACAACCAUAUAAAACGUUCAUCAUGUGUAAAACUGGGUCUCCAUUAAGUAGUGAAGGGAAUAGUAUGGUAAGUUUUUCUACCGGCACUACUAUAUGCAGCCGCGCUGGGAAGGGCGAUAUACAUAGCUCUAAUAAUUUUACUUUAGAAUGCGAGAAGGGUGAAGGUCUGAUACAUGGGGAAAAAACGAGCAAGACUGAUAGCACGUGUAACAUGAGUAAUACUAACAUGGAGAAAGGAAAAAAAAAAAAAAAAAAAAAAAAAAGCCUCUCAGUACCCGAAAUUAAGGAAGCCAUCAAACUGCUGUAUAAGAAAAGGAAAAGACUGACCGGAAUUUGCCAUGAAGAGAAAAGGAUUAAAUUUAAAAAGUAUAUCAAAAGAUUGAAAAAGUUAAGAAGAAAAGAGGGCAAAAGAGCCAAAAGGAGUAACAGGAGCGGUAACCUAAAUAACUCCACAGAGGAUAUUGCUACUAUCACCCCUGUUCCAUCCGUAGAGUGGCUUAACAACUCGUACACAUUUGAUUUCGUAAAUAACUGUAUUCAUAGUACAUCCUACCUGUGGAAAAAUAAAAAGGAUGCAACAAUCAGAAAUCACGUGCACUUGAAUAAUGUAAUUAUAGAAAAAGGUAACAAGAUAAAUUUCAUGAAAUUAUUAGUAGAAAAUAGAAUAAUACGAAAUGUCAUAUCAAAACAAAAAAGAAAUAAAUCGUUAUAUAAAAAUAAGCAGAAUAUUUAUUUCUGUUAUAAAAAUUGUUUUAUUUUAUUAAAAACGUCUAUAUUAAAAUUUAUUUGUUCCAUUAAGACUUUGAAAAAAUUGUUUAAUGCUUUUUAUAAUGCCAACUAUAAUAUCAAAUUUAUACUACACCUUAUUACGUAUAUGAAAAAAUCUCUUGUGAAAAAUAAAAAGUUAAAAUUUGUUAAAUUAUUUUUAAUUGAAACUGCCAUAGAAUCAUUGCUAUAUGCUAAAGUCUUUGUUCCAAAUAAUUAUGCUUACUACCCUUGCCUCAAACUGCUCAAAAAAAUUAAAAGAAGACUAAUACGUACAUACAAAAGAAGAAACAAAAAUAAGGAGCUCUUAUCUCACUUUUAUAAUUUAUUUUAUCUUAUCAAACAAGAGUUGUUUAAUUCGUGGCCAUACAUGUUUAAAAUUCGGAAGUCCAACGGGAAAAAAAAAAAAAAAAAAAAAAAAGGAAGAAAAGUGGCGAAAACAGGAAAAACAAACAAAACGUGA
Molecule: messenger RNA, 7875 nt
Organism: Plasmodium malariae
Lineage: Eukaryota; Apicomplexa; Aconoidasida; Haemosporida; Plasmodiidae
Gene: TERT
Product: telomerase reverse transcriptase, putative
Exons: 2
Coding region: 1-7875 (2624 amino acids)
Biological process (GO): telomere maintenance via telomerase
Cellular component (GO): telomerase catalytic core complex
Molecular function (GO): telomerase RNA binding; telomeric repeat DNA binding
Source: RefSeq, a predicted model, not a curated record